UUCAAUUAAAACCUAACCUCGUUAAAUCAAAUCCGUUGAUAGCGUUUGGAGUCUGCUAGUGUAAAAAGAAAAUAUUAGAUCAAUAAAGAAUUGUAUUUAAGUGAAUGUAUACUUAUUGUUAUAUAAAAAGUGUGUACGGUAUUUGGGUGUGAUAUCAGUUUGCCGCAAUGGGUGAUCAAGCGAAAACAUUACCAAGCUUGCUGAGUUUAAAAGUGCCAGUGCCGGUGGACAUGCAGCAGAAUCCAGGUCAACCGGAUCCUGUAGAGGAGCAUGAAGAGGACGGAGAAGUUAAAUUACCUGCAGCACUUGAACAAGCAUUGGCAUUCAAAAAUGAACGUGCUAAAGAACUUGGUGCGGACCCUAAUGAGAUUUCUGUGCCUGGUACAUCUCCGCCACGUGAGAUAAUUACUCGUGAUGAGACGCCAAUGGACUUUGUGCCGGAAAAUCUCGGUGCUGUGAUUGAAAAAGUUGACGGUAAUAAUAAAUCUAAUAAUAAAACAGUCAAGAAGAAGAAGAAAAAGAAGAAGAAGAAGCACACUGAUAAUAAAAUUUCCAGUAUGGAGAAAUCGAAAAAUAUUGAAAACUCUACUGGUGAUUCAGAUGCACCAGAGGUCGAGUAUAUUCAAGAAAUUCCAACAAUCACGGACUUAGAGCCAAUGUAUCGUCAGUUUGCUAGAGUAUUUGAGAUGUUUCGCAUUGUAGAGCCUGAUGCGGCUGGUGAUAAAGAUAAAGGUGAAGCUAAUGGACAGUAUCCGGCCCCAGUUUUAAUGGUACCAAGCAAAGUACCAUUGCUCGAUGAUUUUGACGAAGAUGGUGGUACACAGCAACAGAAUCAACUGACUGAAAAUGGAGCUCCAAGAUUGUCAAAGCGAAAACUCAAACGUUUGAAUCGUCUGAGUGUCGCUGAACUGAAACAACUUGUUGGUAGACCGGAUGUCGUCGAGAUGCACGAUGUAACUGCUCGUGACCCGAAGCUGUUAGUCCAACUAAAAGCGCACAGAAAUACGGUACCAGUUCCACGUCACUGGUGCUUCAAGAGAAAGUACUUGCAGGGUAAAAGAGGUAUUGAGAAGCCGCCUUUUGAUCUUCCGGACUUUAUAAAACGUACGGGUAUUACGGAGAUGCGAGCAAGUCUUCAAGAACGGGACGACGGACGUACUCUGAAGGCAAAAAUGCGUGAAAGAGCGAGGCCUAAGUUGGGUAAAAUAGAUAUUGACUAUCAAAAACUUCAUGAUGCAUUUUUCAAGUGGCAAACAAAGCCAAGGAUGACCAUCCACGGGGAUUUGUAUUAUGAGGGUAAAGAAUUUGAAACGAGGCUCAAAGAAAAAAAACCUGGUGAGUUGUCUGACGAACUGAGAACUGCUCUGGGUAUGCCGGUUGGUCCUAAUUGUCAUAAAGUACCUCCUCCAUGGCUGAUUGCUAUGCAACGUUAUGGACCACCGCCAAGUUAUCCGAAUUUAAAAAUUCCUGGACUCAAUGCUCCGAUACCAGAGGGAUGCGCUUUUGGAUAUCAUGCUGGUGGAUGGGGUAAACCACCAGUCGACGAGACUGGUAGACCACUUUACGGAGAUGUGUUUGGCGUUGCAAGACCUCCUGGUGGUGACAUCAUGGACGAGGAAGUUGAUCGCGGAAUGUGGGGAGAGCCGGAGUCUGAAUCUUCGGGUGAAGAAGAUGAGGAUGAAGACGGUGAGGAAGGCGAGGGCGAUGGUGACGGCAAAGAUGUCGAUGCAGAUGGCAGUGGUCUUAUUACUCCUGGUGCCGAGGGGCUUAUCACUCCCAGUGGUAUUGCUUCUAUUCCCGCGGGUCUCGAGACUCCGGAAACGAUCGAGUUGAGGAAGAAGAAGAUUGAGAGUGAAAUGGAAGGCGGAGAUACUCCGGCAUUGUACACAGUUCUGCAAGAACGUCGUACUGAAGGAUUAGGUGCCAGUAUGAUGGGCAGCACUCAUGUCUACGAUAUGACUGGAGCUGGUGGUCAAGCACCGCCGUCAGUUAUUGCUGCUGCUCGACGUGGUAUGAGCGGCUCGGCUUCUGAAUCAAGAGUCGAAAAAGACGGAACUGUUGAAGUUGCUCUUGAUCCCAGUGAACUUGAUCUUGAUUCUGAAGCUAUGGCUUCGAGGUACGAAGAGACCAUGCGCUCUAGACAAGCCCACUUGAGACGAGAAGACUUGUCGGACAUGUUGCAAGAUCACGUGCAACGACAAAAGAGCAAACGGAAGCGCCAGCAAGGACAAUCUGAAACAAAAUCAUCCAAGAAAUACAAAGAAUUUAAAUUUUAAUUUAAACUUAUAUGUUUUUUUUUUUAAACAAUUAUUUAUCGUGUAAUAAACUGUGUAUAAUUAAAUAAAAAAAAA
Messenger RNA from Microplitis demolitor, 2351 nucleotides. It is a transcript of the gene Sf3b2, whose product is annotated as splicing factor 3B subunit 2. Lineage: Eukaryota; Metazoa; Arthropoda; Insecta; Hymenoptera; Braconidae. Gene Ontology annotation, cellular component: catalytic step 2 spliceosome; U12-type spliceosomal complex; U2 snRNP. Bases 168 to 2276 code for a protein of 702 amino acids. The record is from RefSeq and is a predicted model, not a curated record. The transcript has 3 exons. Gene Ontology annotation, biological process: mRNA splicing, via spliceosome.